GGUUUUAUGUGUUUCAUUAUCAUAUAAAUAGAGACGAGAAGCCCUAGUUCUAAAUCUCAUUUCUUCUCCACCGGUGGUAGGCUGCAGCAGCAGAGGAGGAAGCUCAACACCCAACAGGUAAAAUGGCUGUUCCUUUGAUGACCAAGAAGAUUAUCAAGAAGAGGGUGAAGAAGUUUAUCAGGCCACAGAGUGACCGAAGGAUAUGUGUUAAGACAAACUGGCGUAGGCCAAAGGGUAUUGAUUCCCGUGUUAGGCGAAAGUUCAAGGGUGUCACUCUUAUGCCCAACAUUGGUUACGGUUCAGACAAGAAAACCCGUCACUAUCUUCCUAAUGGAUUCAAGAAGUUCAUUGUCCACAAUGUCAAGGAACUUGAAAUCUUGAUGAUGCACAACAGGAACUACUGUGCUGAAAUUGCACACAAUGUUUCAACAAGGAAGCGAAAGGAUAUUGUUGAACGUGCAGCUCAACUUGAUGUUGUUGUCACCAACAAGUUGGCUAGGUUGCGCAGCCAGGAAGACGAAUGAGCUAUUAUUAUAUCUAAGAUCUAGCUAUGGUUUUUUUGGUUUUGUCUGUCAGAUUGAACAAGCUGAGAUGUUUUACAUCAUUACAUUUGAAACUGUUUUGUUUAUGUGAUUCUGUUUUUGAAUUCUAUGGUUAAUGAAUUUAGAUUUUAUUUGAAGCA
Impatiens glandulifera is the source of this 682-nucleotide messenger RNA. Its product is annotated as 60S ribosomal protein L32-1. Bases 123 to 524 code for a protein of 133 amino acids. Gene Ontology annotation, cellular component: cytosolic large ribosomal subunit; ribosome. NCBI's taxonomy places the organism in Eukaryota, Viridiplantae, Streptophyta, Magnoliopsida, Ericales, Balsaminaceae. The transcript has 4 exons. Gene Ontology annotation, molecular function: structural constituent of ribosome. Gene Ontology annotation, biological process: translation. The record is from RefSeq and is a predicted model, not a curated record.